Molecule: messenger RNA, 2194 nt
Organism: Metopolophium dirhodum (rose-grain aphid)
Lineage: Eukaryota; Metazoa; Arthropoda; Insecta; Hemiptera; Aphididae
Product: E3 SUMO-protein ligase KIAA1586-like
Exons: 3
Coding region: 1-1671 (556 amino acids)
Source: RefSeq, a predicted model, not a curated record
AUGGAUAAUAAACGUACCGCUACUUCACAAAAAAUCACUAAUUAUUUUUCUGUGCCGUCGACGAAAAAACAUAAACCAACACCAACUGAUGAUGAAGUUGCAAUAACUAAUAAUCUGUCAGAAAGUAAAAAAGAAGUUACAGUCAAUAAUGAUGUUGUCUAUACAUUAGAUUCUGCUACUAAAACCAUUAAUGAAGAUUUGGUAACUCAGUGGCCACAGGAUUGGACCUUUGAGCAGUGGCAAUCAAAAAAAGAAAAAUAUGCUUGGAUGAAUUGUCACAAUGGUAAAAUUGGCUGCUCCAAUUGCCAAAAGUUUAGUAAUAUACACAAUUCUAAUAAUUCUGCUUUUGAAAUAUCUCCAGAGUGGUCUCUUAGUCUUAUUAGUGGGGGAACUAGUAAUAAUAAAAAAACUAGACUUUCUGUUCUACGGAAUAAAAUCAGAAAGCAUGUAACAUCAUCAGCUCAUAAAUGUGCUACAAAUAUAUUAAUUGAAAGAGAAUCUGACAAAUUAAAAAACCAAUUUGAAAAUAGUUCAUAUAAAGUUCAUAAAUCUACAUUAUCAGUCUUUAAAACAGCUUACUAUAUAGCAAAAAAAAAUAGACCUUACAACGAUCAUUUUCAACUUUUGGAGUUGCAAGCACUUAAUGGUAUUGAUAUUGGGAAUACGCUUCAUUCAAGAUUUUCAUCUACUUCUAUUAUAUCUCACAUAGCAAUUGAAAUGAAAAAAAAAAUAGUGUGCAACAUUGUUAAGUCUAAUUCAAAAUUAUCAGUUUUGAUUGAUGAAUCAACCACAUUGAGUACAAAAUCUACUAUGGUUGUAUAUAUUAAAGCAUCUAUAUCUUCUGAAGAUCCUAUUUUUAUAUUUUUAGCCCUUGUUGAACUUAAACAUCAAACAGCAGAAAAUAUAGUUACCCAGCUUAUUGAUUGUUUACAUGAAUCUGGAUUUAAUAAUGAAUAUUUAAUAAAUAAUUGGAUAUCUUUUGUCAGUGACGGAGCAAGUGUCCUUUUAGGAAAAAAGGCAGGAGUUGCAAAGAGAUUAAAAGAUAUAUAUCCAUUAAUAUUUAGCUGGCAUUGUUUAAACCAUAGGCUGGAACUUGCUGUUAAUGAUACAAUGAAAGAUUUAAACUCUAUUAAUCAUUUUAAAUCAUUUAUCGACUCUUUUUAUGUUCUGUAUAAUAAUUCGCCAAAAAACACUAAUGAAAUUAAAGAUGUCUGUAAUGAAUUGAAUAUUAUAUUUGUAAAAGUUGGAAGAGUUCUUGAUACUAGAUGGGUAGCCAGCAGCUGGAGAGCUGUCAAUGCAGUAUGGAAGACAUUUCCUGCUCUAAGUAAGCAUUUUCAUAACUCUUCUAUAGAUAAAACUAAAAAUUUUAAAACAAGAAGUAAAUAUUUGGGUUUAUAUAAGAAAUUGUGCUCACCUGAAUUUUUGUAUGAUUUAUCUUUAAUGUGUGACGUGCUUUUAGAACUUUCUAAUUUAUCUUUGAAUCUUCAAAAACAAAAAAUAACUCUUAUGGAAGCAAAUUUAAAUAUUAAAAGAUCAAUUAGAAUUUUAGAAUCUUUUAAAGAUAAUAUAGGAGAUCAUAUGAAAGAAGUUGAAGUGGCAAAUAAUGAUAUGAUUUUCAAAAAUGUAAAACUAAUAAAUUAUUCAAAAAUUGUACCAAUUAAAAAAAAUUAGUUCAUAACUAGUAUCUGUAAUAAUCUAAAAAGUAGAUUAUUAGAAGAUACUAAUGACUUAAGUUUAAUGAGAGACAUCACAGUUCUUGAUAAAAGUACUUGGCCAGUUGAUAUAGACAUAAGGUAUGGUGAAGAAGAAGUCAAACGUUUGUGCAAACGUUUCAUGUUAAACAAGAAUAAUGCAAUAAACGGAUUGAGAGUAUACAUUGAUGAAGAUAAAUACCCUCAAGAUGUAUUUCCAGAGUUGAAUAACUGUAUUAAAACUUUUCCUUGCUCAACUGCUGAAUGCGAACGUGGUUUCAGUGUUUUAAAUUUAAUUUGCACAGAUCUUAGGUCUACAUUAAGCAUAACUAAUAUUUCAAAUUUGAUGUUGAUAAAUAUAAAUGGACCCCCACUUAAGUUAUGGAGCCCUGAGUCCUAUGUUAAAAGUUGGUUAGUUCAACAUAGAUCAGCAGAUGACACCAGAACAAAAAAAACUACAAAGAAAGAAGAAGAUACAGAUGUUUAUAAAAGAAGUUUAUGGA